GGGGGGCGUGUCUGUUGUCGGGGGUCAUGUGACCAUGUGACCAUGAAAGUGCUGUCACUAGUAUAAAUCCUCAGAUAGACAACGUACUGCUUCUCUCUCAGCCCUGUAUCCGGUUCGGUCUGGCUGUUACUUGAGCUAUGGCAGACCAGGCUUUUGUCACCCUCGCUACAACUGACAAUUAUGCCAAAGGAGCAAUGGUACUUGGCAAGUCCUUGAGGAAUCACAACACAUCGAGGAAACUAGUGGCCCUGAUUGGCCCCCAUGUCUUGGAACCCUCCAGAGCAGUGCUUCGUAAGGUCUAUGAUGAGGUCAGGCUGGUGGACGUGCUGGACAGUGGGGAUGCUGCACACUUGGCCAUGAUGAAGAGACCUGACCUGGGCGUCACCUUCACCAAACUCCACUGCUGGACUCUUACAGAAUACUCCAAAUGCGUGUUUAUGGAUGCAGAUACUCUAGUUUUGUCUAACAUAGAUGAGUUAUUUGAAAGAGAGGAGCUCUCUGCUGCACCAGAUCCCGGCUGGCCUGAUUGCUUCAACUCUGGUGUGUUCGUCUUCCGUCCCUCCAACGAGACCUAUGGGAAGCUUCUCACUACCUGCUCAGAGAAUGGCAGCUUUGAUGGUGGGGAUCAGGGCGUCCUUAAUAGCUUCUUCAGCGAUUGGGCAACAGCAGACAUUUCGAAACACCUUCCUUUCAUCUACAACCUCAGCAGUAUCGCCAUCUACACCUAUCUCCCAGCAUUCAAGCAAUUCGGCCGUGAUGCCAAGGUAGUUCAUUUCCUUGGCAAAGUCAAACCGUGGGAUUACAGUUACGACACCACAAGCAAAACAUUAAAGGGACAGUCCCAGGAUGCUUCUGACAUGCACCCCAACUUCUUGCUGCAAUGGUGGGAGCUUUUCUCUUCUUCAGUAUUGCCCCUCAUGAAGGAGGAAUACGGUGAACAGCCCUUCCAUUCUGGAUGCACAGAGAGUGAUAUUCAGGUUGACGUGGCUAAGAUGCACAUAUCCCAUCAUCCCCCUCCACCUCAGAUGUCGUCUCAGGAGCGCAAACAGAAGUGGGAACAGGGCCAAGCUGAUUACAUGGGAAUGGACUCUUUUGAGAACAUAGAGAAAAAGCUAGAUUCUUUCUUGAAGUGAGCGACUCAUAGGAACAGAUCAUCAGAUCUAGUUUUGUACUAGGGUAUGUAUAGGCCAUGAAAUUACAUUAAAAAAAAUAAAAAAUACAUCCUCUAAUUUUUAUACCAGUGCAGCUCAACUACUCAACCUCUCACACACUGUGAUUGCAACAGUUAUUAGAUGACAGUGUCACUUGUCUCAUUUCCAGAGGAGACGUGACACGACAUAACCAGUCAGUCACUGUUUCUGAUCUCACUGAUCAAGACACUACUGUUACUUUUUAUUAUUAUUAUUUAAAAUACCAUAAUGUAAAUGUUAUGGGCCUAAAACUUAUUUGCCUUGUAAAUGUCAAAUAUACUGUACACCACUCAAUGUUCAAUAUUAAUCAUCUAAUGACCACCUUUGCAAUGAUAUUGUGUUUACAAUACACACUGUGUGCUGCCAACUCGCUUGCAUUGUUAAUACUAGCUCUGAUAGACAUCAGCAACUCUUAUUGUGUGAACCAAGGUCACUCUGCUCUUGCCUACUGGGCAAUCACUCCCUGUACCAGGGAUAAGGCACAAGAGUUUUGUUAAACCUUGUCACAACUUAUGCUGGUAAUGCUGUAGCUGUUGUUAACUAAAUGGUAACCUCUCUGUAGCUCUGCUCCCACCUGCAACAUCUGAAAUAAAGAACUAGUAAUAUGAGUCCUAA
Cyprinus carpio (common carp) is the source of this 1805-nucleotide messenger RNA. Its product is annotated as glycogenin-1-like. Lineage: Eukaryota; Metazoa; Chordata; Actinopteri; Cypriniformes; Cyprinidae. The record is from RefSeq and is a predicted model, not a curated record. Gene Ontology annotation, molecular function: glycosyltransferase activity. Gene Ontology annotation, cellular component: cytoplasm.